Messenger RNA from Octodon degus (degu), 3297 nucleotides. It is a transcript of the gene Zfyve1, whose product is annotated as zinc finger FYVE-type containing 1. The coding region runs from base 679 to 3012 and encodes 777 amino acids. The record is from RefSeq and is a predicted model, not a curated record. NCBI's taxonomy places the organism in Eukaryota, Metazoa, Chordata, Mammalia, Rodentia, Octodontidae. Gene Ontology annotation, molecular function: metal ion binding. The transcript has 12 exons.
CAGCCGCUCCUCCCUCCCUGGGCUGCGCGGCUCACGCCUUCCUGUUAGUCCGAGCUGGGAGAAGUUCACUCCGAUCAGCUGAUCCCAACUGACAACAGGGAAGGAGGAAGCCUGCGGAGCUACAGAGGAGGAGGGGGUGGAGAUGUGGAGAUGAGGAUGGAUUCCCCGGUUUCCUGAGGCUCAGCACUGGCCCCCACUGGUGUCUCGCGAACCCCCAAUGUCGCCUGGCGGCGGCCGCGCCACUCUGUGGUGGCCUCUGAAAUACUGGCUUGAGGUUAAACUAUUCUGAAAAGCUCCUGACCACCUUAUUUCAUUACCAAAACACUGUGGCUGAGCCCUGGCAAGUGAGCCCAUCUCUAACAGGUCGCACCCAUCUCAGAUUGCCGUCCAGCACCCUUUCAAAUUCACUUUGACUACAGCUUUGCCUGCACUUUACUGAAGAUGAAAUUAUCAAACCAAGUCAACAUUGCUGCUGAUCCAAGAGUUUGAGAGGCAGAAAAUUAAAAAUCUGAAUAUUUGUGAGUGUGUAAAGAAUUAGAAUAGGGCUGUUUCUCUUUUUUAAGGGAGUUCCAAUCCCUGAGGUCAUUUCACGUGGUCCCUGGACUCAGCCGUUCCCUUCAUCCUUUGGGAAGGCUCCUGGACUCUUACAUGGUGGGUGUUUCCUCACCAGUUUGAGUAAUGAGUGCCCAAACCUCCCUAGCAGAGCAGGGCCUGAAUCCGGGGCUGGUGUGUCAGGAAAGUUACGCCUGCAGCGGGACGGACGAAGCCGUGUUUGAGUGUGACGAGUGCUGCAGCCUGCAGUGCCUCCGCUGCGAGGAGGAGCUGCAUCGACAGGACCGCCUGCGAAACCACGAGCGCAUAAGGCUCAAAGCUGGCCAUGUCCCUUACUGUGACAUCUGCAAGAGCCCCAAUGGGCAUUCUCCAGGAGUCAGGCAGAGGGCGUUUGUGAGGUGCCAGAGCUGCAAAAACAACCUAUGCCUGGAGUGCCAGAAGAGAACUCAUUCCGGGGGCACCAAGAGAAGGCACCCCAUUACCGUAUACAAUGUCAGUAGGAUCCAGGAGACCCUGGAGGCGGAAGAGAUGGAUGAGGAGACCAAGAAAAAGAAAAUGACUGAGAAAGUUGUGAGCUUCCUCCUCGUAGAUGAAAACGAAGAGAUUCAGGUAACAAAUGAAGAUGAUUUUAUUAGGAAAUUGGACUGUAAACCCGAUCAGCAUCUGAAGGUGGUUUCCAUUUUUGGAAAUACUGGCGAUGGAAAGUCUCAUACCCUCAACCACACUUUCUUUUACGGCCGCGAAGUCUUCAAAACCUCCCCUGCCCAGGAGUCCUGCACUGUGGGGGUGUGGGCAGCCUAUGACCCAGUGCACAGAGUCGCGGUGAUAGACACAGAGGGGCUCCUGGGGGCUACCGUGAAUCUAAGCCAGAGAACACGGCUGCUCCUUAAGGUCCUGGCCAUUUCAGACAUCGUCAUCUAUCGAACUCAUGCAGACAGGCUACAUAAUGACCUCUUCAAAUUCCUUGGAGAUGCCUCGGAAGCUUAUCUGAAGCACUUCACCAAGGAGCUUAAGGCCACCACUGCCCGCUGUGGCCUGGACGUCCCCCUGUCCACUCUGGGCCCUGCAGUUAUUAUUUUCCAUGAGACUGUGCACACUCAGCUCCUGGGCUCUGAUCACGCCUCCGACGUGCCGGAGAAGCUCAUCCAGGACCGGUUCCGGAAGCUGGGCCGCUUCCCCGAAGCCUUCAGCUCCAUUCACUACAAGGGAACGAGGACGUACAACCCCCCCACCGACUUUUCCGGGCUCCGGCGCGCCUUGGAGCAGCAGCUGGAGAACAACACCACGCGCUCCCCCCGGCACCCCGGCGUCAUCUUCAAAGCCCUGAAGGCGCUCAGCGACCGCUUCAGCGGCGAGAUCCCCGAUGACCAGAUGGCACACAGCUCCUUUUUCCCAGACGAGUACUUCACCUGCUCCUCCGUGUGCCUCAGCUGUGGGGCUGGAUGUAAGAACAGCAUGAACCACGCGAAGGAAGGUGUGCCUCAUGAGGCCAAGAGCCGCUGCAGGUACACCCACCAGUACGACAACCGCGUGUACACCUGCAAGGCCUGCUAUGAGAGAGGCAAGGAAGUAAGCGUUGUGCCCAAGACCUCUGCUUCCACCGACUCACCCUGGAUGGGGCUUGCGAAGUACGCCUGGUCUGGGUACGUGAUCGAGUGUCCCAACUGCGGUGUGGUCUACCGGAGCCGGCAGUACUGGUUUGGGAACCAGGACCCUGUGGACACGGUGGUGCGCACUGAGAUCGUGCACGUGUGGCCUGGGGCCGAUGGGUUUCUGAAGGACAACAACAACGCUGCCCAGCGCCUACUGGAUGGCGUGAACUUGAUGGCCCAGUCGGUGUCAGAGCUUAGCCUGGGGCCCACCAAGGCUGUGACCUCCUGGCUGACAGACCAGAUUGCUCCAGCCUACUGGCGGCCCAACUCCCAGAUCCUGAACUGCAACAAGUGUGCGACAUCCUUUAAAGACAAUGACACUAAGCAUCACUGCCGGGCCUGUGGGGAGGGCUUCUGUGACAGCUGUUCAUCCAAGACUCGGCCGGUGCCUGAGCGAGGCUGGGGACCUGCGCCUGUGCGUGUGUGUGACAACUGCUAUGACACCAGGAAUGCCCAGUUAGAUAUUACUGAGGCACAGGCCGAUGAUGAAGGUGGAACACUCAUUGCUCGGAAGGUGGGCGAGGCUGUGCAGAACACCUUGGGAGCCGUGGUGACCGCCAUCGACAUACCCCUAGGCCUGGUGAAGGACGCAGCCAGGCCGGCCUACUGGGUGCCUGACCACGAGAUCCUGCACUGCCACAACUGCCGCAAGGAGUUCAGCGUGAAGCUCUCCAAGCACCACUGCCGCGCCUGUGGCCAGGGCUUCUGUGACGAGUGCUCCCACGACCGCCGGGCUGUUCCCUCUCGAGGCUGGGACCACCCUGUCCGCGUCUGCUUCAACUGCAAUAAAAAACCCGGUGACCUCUAAGCCCAGCUCCCCCACAUCCUUCACGAUCCUUAGGUUCUCAGGGGUAGAAACUGAAGUCUCAGUGUGAUCGCUCUCCUCCCAGCCACCCUGGGUGUCCUCUCCUAGGGCCACUGUCCUUAGCUGGGGCAGGCCUGGUGGCAGGCUGGAAAGCGUCAGCCUCAGGCAGGGCAGCCUGAGCAGGGUGAGCCUGAGUGCAUUGCCUUUACUUCAGUUAAAAAUAUAAAGUGGGCCGGGGAGAUAGCUCAGCAGCAUAAGCGCCUGCCUGGCAAGCGCAAGGUCUUGAGU